Messenger RNA from Penicillium odoratum, 1590 nucleotides. RefSeq names its product cytosine permease. The transcript has 3 exons. Lineage: Eukaryota; Fungi; Ascomycota; Eurotiomycetes; Eurotiales; Aspergillaceae. Gene Ontology annotation, molecular function: transmembrane transporter activity. Gene Ontology annotation, cellular component: fungal-type vacuole membrane; plasma membrane. Gene Ontology annotation, biological process: transmembrane transport. The record is from RefSeq and is a predicted model, not a curated record. Bases 1 to 1590 code for a protein of 529 amino acids.
AUGCGCUCCAACUUUGGAUUCGGUUCCCGCGGGAAUGCCGAUAUCGAGAAGGCUCCUCAUGUCGACAAUGCCUAUGAGAGUCAUAGCAACGAGACUACCUUCGACAAUGUUCCCGACAAUUUCAGUGACGGUGCCGUUCCGGGUGAAACCUUCGAGUACGGUGACUCGCUCUAUGCGAAGCUUCAACGAUUUGCUGGCAAGCUCAAUGUCGAGCAGCGUGGUAUCGAGCGUGUGCCAGAGAAUGAACGGACGGAUACUUCCUACUUGAAUAUUGGUAGCAUGUGGUUCGCUGCCAACAUGGUCGUCAGUUCCUUCGCCAUCGGCGUUCUCGGCCCAUCCCUUUAUGGAUUAGGCUUCGUGGACUCCAUACUAGUGUGUCUGUUCUUUAACCUGCUUGGUGUCUUGUCCGUGUGCUUCUUUUCCUGCUUCGGACCCGCCUUCGGUUUGCGCCAGAUGGUUCUGUCCCGCUUCUGGUUUGGAUGGUGGCCUGUGAAAUUCAUCGCCUGUCUCAACGUUAUUGCCUGUGUCGGUUGGUCUGCCUCCAACGCCAUUGUUGGCGCACAGCUCCUCAACGCCGUUAAUGGAGUUGUCCCUGGUUACGGAGGUGUCCUCAUCAUCACCUUCGUCACGCUUUUCAUCACCUUUGCCGGAUACAAGGUCGUUCACAUCUACGAAUUCUGGAGUUGGAUCCCCACCUGCAUUGUGUUCUUCAUUGUACUGGGCAUGUUCGCACACUCGGGUGACUUUUACAACAUCCCCAUGGGAGUCGGAACUUCCGAGCUGAGUGGCUGCCUGGGCUUCGGAGCAACCGUUUACGGUUUCGCUACAGGCUGGACCAGCUAUGCCGCUGACUACACGGUCUACCAACCCGCGGAUCGCAGUCGCCGCAAGGUCUUCGCCUCGGCCUGGAUUGGUCUAAUUAUCCCACUGCUCUUCACUGAAUUCCUUGGUAUCGCCGUGAUCUCCCCCGCCAUGCUCAACGAUACCAACAAGUACUACAUCGGCUACAACACAUCCGGCAACGGCGGCUUGAUCGCAGCCGUCCUCGAUCCCCUCGGUGGAUUCGGCAAGUUCUGCCUCGUCAUCCUCGCCCUCUCCAUCGUCGCCAACAACUGCCCCAACAUUUACUCCGUCUCCCUUACUCUGCAGGUCCUGGGCCGCUGGACCCAGAGGGUGCCCCGUUUCAUCUGGACCUUCCUCGCCUCGUGUGUCUCUCUUGCCAUCGCUAUCCCGGGCUACUCCGACUUCCAGACCGUUUUAUCGAACUUCAUGGACUUCAUUGCCUACUGGUUGGCCAUUUACACCGGUAUCAGCGUUGCGGAUCACUUUAUCUUCAAGCGCGGAUUCGGUGGCUACACCCCAGAGAACUACGAUAAGCCUGAAAAGCUUCCAAUUGGUAUCGCCGCCACUGUUGCAUUCUGCUUCGGUGUUGCUGGUAUGGUUACUGGUAUGAGUCAGACCUGGUACACCGGCCCCAUUGCGAAACACGCUGGCGGCUACGGUGAUGUUGGUUUCGAGUUGGGUCUUGCCUUCUCGUUUGUUGUGUACAGUGCUGUGCGACCCUUUGAGCUCCGUUAUUUCGGUCGGUAG